AAAAAUAUUGUUAAAAAACCGCAGCCACCAGUCACUCCUGUCGAGAGAGCUGCCACCAGGAGUCAAUCACAACAUUCGCGGCGUGGUCCGGAAGUUGAAGUUGUGCAUUAUUUGCAACCGUCAGAGGGCCACCUCAACGCGCCGAUGUUCGUACAACCUGCUCGCCCCUCCCCAACUUCGCGGAAGAACAACAAAAAGAAGCGCCGGGGAAGAGUUUCACUACGUGGCUGCUCAGAUGAAAAGAACGCAAAUACUACCACAAUCAGGCAAACGCACCAAGCGUCCUGCCGUCGAAAAAAUCUUGCCUCGAGGCCCCACCACAAGCAGAUGCGACAAGUGCGCGACUUUCACCAACUCAAACUGUUUCAGUUCCUUCUUCAAGACGUGGUGGGAACCAUGCUGAAGCAGAAUUUCUUUCUCGUCUAUGGGGAAAUGACGGGCAAGACGCCCUUGUACUUUCGGAAGGAGGACUGGCAGAUUCUGCAGGUGCAUAUGCACUACAAAUUUCUCGUACAUGUACAAGAUGCAUCACAAAUUUCCCCAAUCCACCGGAGUGUGAAACUUGUCAUGCCGAACUAGCAUCGAAGCCAUCAACUUUUGCCAUGCAGAGACCGCAUUUGUACGUGUGCAGGAAAUUUACUGUGGAUAGUGCAGGCAGAGAGGGCGUACCUGGCGGAGUCAAGAAAUAAGAGACAAGAUGUGCAGCUGGGGGGUGAUGAUCCUCGACGUCCUGCGAAGGAAGCUGCUGCUGGCGCCGUGCUUUAUAAUAAUGCAAGUGAAGACCACGGCAGGGCCAUGAUAUCUGGUUCAUCUACUGUCUCGUCCGAUUCCAAAAGAAAAGGCUUAGCUCAAGCUGUGCCAGGAACAACGGAGGAGGUUGUCAACGCAGCAGGAGCGGUACCAAUACCAGCAAAAAGCGGACUUCUCUCGACGAACAGCGCUGGUGCGCAAAAAAAGGGAGUAGCAGGAAAGAGAUCUUCCGGAGGACUGACUUCCGUUCCAUCAUCGAAUCAUGAUUGGGCACCGUCGCAACGAAAAGUGCGCCCACAAGCAGCACUGCACGAUUCGUCGUCCACGAAGAUUCUUGGAAAAACAAUUUCAUUAACUAACCCGACGAACCGAAUCCGGUGGGUUCCGAAGGGGUCCAAGGGCCUGCGCCCGAUUGUGGAUCUGCGAUUUCAGAACCGAAACUGGCAGCUACGCGACUCGGUUGCGGUUUUGAAACACCAGCUCGUGCACAAUAGAGCAACGGUUUUGAUGAAGAUGAUGCAGGAGAAGAAGCCCUCUACGAAGAUGUUGAACACAGUGCAUAGAGCCGCAGUUUCUACUUCUUGCAAGACAAAGAACACCCGAGCUACUCCUGCUCUCGGAAUCUCGGUUUUUCACCGGUUCGCAAUUGCGGCGAAGCUGAAGAAAUGCGUGCGGAAAUUCGUUAGCCAGCGGAGGAAAAUAUUGAAAACGACGAGGAAAGCCUCGAAGGCCCUGGUGGAGGCAUCUGGCUCAGCAGAUGAUAGCCGACAAAGUGAUGCGCAUCGAUGUAGUAGGACUACCAGGAGCAUAAAAAUUGCGCGGCUUCGCCGGAGCUGCGCGGGCCCUGCAACCAAUUUCGCCAUCGCCGACCUGCCAAAGUGUUACGAUAACAUCAAUCGCGAAGAGCUGAAAGAUAUCAUCGGUAAAUAAUCAUCAAAACCACGAACAUCGUUCAUCGAUAUAUAUAAGUACAAGUUUUGUGUUUGUAUUUGCUCGCUGCAAGGAAGAUGAAUCACGUGUCCGAUUUGUAUUGCAUCGUGCGUAACUUGUCGCGCGAGGGUAUACUCGACGCACAAUUUUCUGUGUGUCAUAGCGUCGUGCGUAACAUUACCCAGCACGUUCUUGCUCUAGCCCCGUAGAAGAAGUAUCGCGUUCGCGGUGACGUCGGUGCAGCAAAGCGUACGAGAGUGAAAAUACACGAUACGACGGGCUGCCAGACAUCGUUGUUGGGCAGCACGACCGCGUCCCCGUCAAGAAGAUUUGAUGAUGAUCAUGUUGCAGUUGGUUUUUUUUUCAUCGGAUGCACCGGCUCAUCAAAACGCACGAGCCGGAAACGGAUUGCCGAGUAUCCUUUCCUUUGCUGCUCAAGAUGCAGCAGGCGCAGGCAAAAGCUGCACGUGGGGCGAGUCAAGCGAAAGACACGACCAAGAAAACGCGUGUUUGUCCAGGCAAGGACAAAAAAACUACUUCGACCACCAGCAGUCGUGGUGCUGCUGAAGCUCAGGAGUCCAACAUCUCGGAUAGUGACAGCAAGGCCGCCGCCGCCGCUAUGCCUAUGCUUAUGCAGGAUAACGACAAGGUCUGGACCCGCGCCGCGUUCCAGGAAAAAGGCAAGAGAACGUUAGCGGCAAGUAAAAAGGGCCCACAGAAUUCCUUCUUGCGGCGGAAGCCGUAUGUGCUGUUUGCGCGGAAACAAGAACAGCUGCAGGUGGCACCACGCGGUGGUCGAGGAGGACAUCAUCAUCUCCAGAAGCGCGAAGUUCCUUGUGGUGCGAGCGAGAAGAAUAAAAUUGUGAACGUGCUUCCUCCACCGAAGAUUAUGCACCUGCUUGCCCCAGUCGGCCCGAUGCGCACAAUUGCGCAUGCUAAGGUGACCGACUGCCUGCAAGCUUCCAUCGAUUCGUUUGCCGUGGAGCUAAGGGUGUGUGAAUCGCCAUUAGGUGGUUGUUGUGGUUGCUAAUCACGACCCUGAUUUUGCAUCUGGUUCUGGGCCAUGCUGAAAUUAUUGGGCAUGAUAAUUGGUGAAUGAAGGUUGUAUCGUGCACGAAUAUAAAGACGAGCAAUCCGCACUAGCUGCACUGAGAUUAGAAAUGAAACUGAAGAACAAGCUACUGUCAAAAAAAAAAAGACAACUUCCACCUUCCAUGUGCAUAACGCCUGAAAAACCUGCAGAAGGUGGUAUCGCGAGAGAAGUCCUCGCUUGGUAUAGCGCAGGGCGCCCGGGCCAGCCCGCUGUUUAACGCGUUGGUGCUUGGAGCAAAAGACGGGGCCUGGUUGGAGAGAGGGAAGAACAUUAGAAGCAACACAAAAGGAGCGACUUCUUGUUCAUCAACACAGAAGGCUCAGAGUCACAGACACCAGGAGCCGCAACUUUAUGUACGGGAAAUAAACAAGAUCAUGCCAGCUGCCAACGGCAAUACGAGAAGAAAUCUGAAAAGGCCAGCAUGCGACCAGCAGCGCGCCGUAGUUUCCACAGCCGAGUCCGCGUUACCGUUAUCCUCCUCCUCCGGCGGGAAGCGUCACAAGGCAACCUCUGGUCCUCCUCUCGAGACCACUACGACGUCCUCUCGUCAGGAACGACCAUUCUCAUUGUCACGAUCAUCUCCGCAAGGCCGUCAAACAUCAAGAGGAUCAUGCAAGAUGAAUCGUGGUAAUGGUAUUGCUACUACCUCCGGACGAGCAGCCAAUAGGUUGGUGACCAUGGCCAUGCCAGUUCUGCAAACCAUUCCAGAGGAACAUGUCCUCGACGCGGCCGAGGACAUCACAGGACGCAGUUUGCUACCCCCAGCUCCAAGCACCACCACGUCUGCACCGGGUGGAAUGGCAAGGCCUGCUCCAAGACCUCCAGGAGCCGGCCCACGGAAUAAAGAUGAACUAAGCACACCUACGAGAGAAAGGCAACAGCUCGCAAGUACUACUGCAGCGGAUAGUUUUCCUGUUCGCAAGCCGGAUUUUGUAGUUGCUAGUUUGCACGGAAAAGCAAAAGGAAUAGGAGAAGAAACUAAGAUCCACCGUUUGCGUUGUCGUCCGGUGAAGCUCGCGGCGCGCCUGGUCGAUGACUUCUUCUACAUCGGGCCAGAAAAGUAUGUAAUCUGUCAGGUUGGAAAUGAUCUUCUGAGGGCGUUUGUUUUAAUUUUUGUUUGCAAUGAUGUACGAAUUGAUGCUCGUUUGCAACGAUUUGCUGUGGCGAAAUUUUCAGUCUCUGUAAGCGCAGACACAAAAGCAGUACUUUGUGGAAACAGCAACUUCAGGCGCGCAUCAUAGCAUCCGGGGUAAUAUCACUCCGGACGGUAUGAUAGACGUUGCGCGCCUCGUCGACAAUACCAUCGUGCGUGAUGUUACUCCGCAUGCUUUGAUGCGUGGCGGAAGCUUCCGCGCUUGUAGGCGUGACAGCGCGCCGUGCGUGCAGCGGGAAGUGGAUUUCGAUCAUGUGGGGUGUGCGACUGCAUGAUCCGAUUUGCUUUGAGUGGGCCGCGCGUCAGCGAGCCCGAGAUCGCACAUGGUUCGGAUAGUUUCUUGCAUACAUCCAGGCUCAUUAUAAAUACUUGUUUGAUGACAACUUGCUCUUGCAUUGUUUAUGCAAUUUGGCCCGCGGCCCGGCCGGGUCUUUCUUUUGCACUAUCUUGCGGUAGCCGCGUAUAUGAUUGGACAAAAUAACAAAUAUCCAACAGCUCCUCCGACUUCGCGCAAACGGCUAAGUCGGGAAAAUCCACGAAAUUCAUGCGUAUCUGUCACAUGUGUACUGCAAAGCUUUCAAAUUCCGCCCAAAAUUGAAAGCAUUUGCAGCAGGCAUGUGCGUUUUUGGCUUUAAUUUGCAGCCUCUACAGUACACAUGUGCCGAAUUUCUUGCGUUUUCCCGACUUAGCCGUUUGCGCGAAGUCGGAGGAGCUGUUGGAUAUUUGUUACUUUGUCCAAUCAUACCCGCGUAGUUGUAUGCAUAGGUAGUAUUCCGUGCUGCGUAAGGUUAUCCCGCAUGGUAUCGUGUAAGCUCUCUUUCUGCCACGUCAUACCCUCGCGCAGAACUUUCUACACGAUGGUAUGCAAAUAAAUAUGCUUUUCGUAACGUUUCACUAUCACAGCGUCCCAUAGCAUACAUCUACGAGUCACAUCCUUAGCCAAAUCCUGAUGUCAACUGCUACUCUAUUGACGAUUUCCUACCUGCCGCUUUCAUAAAACACCUCACAAGAUAUUUUCGAAGUGGGAAAAGGUCUUCGGACGGCUGCACAAGAAGCGAGCUCUGACAGGCGUGCGCAGGCCGGUAAAAAAAACCUUUCGGAUAACUGGGCUUCAGACACGACCCUCUGACGAAAAACAUCGCGACACACUUCCUCCGGCGAACGUGGUGCGGCAGCCACCUUCUGCCGCAACCAUCACUUGGGCGGGUAUCCGCUUCGCGCCGGAGUACUGCAGUGAAAACGGCUCUACAGGAGCGGCUUCCUCGCGCCGCCUUAUCCUCCCAGGCAUCCGGCGUCUGAACUAUGGCGUUCUCAACUGUUACAUUCUCAAUUGUUGCAUGAAUUUGUAAUGCAAAAAUGGCAAAAGUGAAAGCAAAGGAAAGGCCUUGCGCGUCGUGCAUGACAGAUUUGGCGCAGAUUCUCCGCCUGUUUGGCCGUCUGAGAAUUUGUCAUGCGAAGCAGCUUGAUGGCGUAAGUAGUAAAGGCAAUUUUGCAUGACAAAUCAUGUAACAGUUGAGAGUGUAACGCUUGAGAGCUCCAUAUGAGCAUCUCUGUUGUUUUGAAACAGACACCGCUGACCCUCGGAGCGCCGGGGCGGCCAGGGAAAAAGAAGGGUCGAGGACGAGGACCUUUCGUUCACAGCAAAAAGAAUUCCAUCAUUAAAAACGGUCGUCCAACUGCAAGCACAAAAAUCCUCGAGAAGCUCAGUGCCACCUGUCUCUAUCCGAUGUAAAGACUUCACCACCUCCCCAUAGUCAAGAAGGGGGUUUAUUUGCAUACACAAAUCCAGAAACUUUGGGAGACACGCACGACAAGCUCCUUCUCUCGGUAGUGUAGCGCAGUUUAGCGGGGACAGCCGCAUCACUAAUCCAUCGGCUUAUCCUGCAGCUUACAGCAUUACAAGUGCCAAAGGCGCGUUUGUGGUUUGGUCGGUUUAAGCAUAACAAAUGCCAAAACGCGACAACUAGAACAAACUGCACCUUUUGCGGAUGCGCAUUACAAACGUUCCUGCAUAUGCAAAUCUGCAUGACAGCUAUGGGCUGGGACGUUUUUACACCGGAUAUCCUCCGGGUUUUACACAGCCACUGCUUUCCGCUUCCCGAUCUGGUGUUGGAUAAGCGAUUGAACAGCGCAGCGCACGUGGAGAGGUUUUUGCUGGAGGCGUUGACAAAGGUUGCGCAACGGCUGAAGGACGCAGUGAAGCGGCUGAGAAAAAAGUUUGGGGUCCACGUCAACUUAGCGGAUUUGCGGGAAGGUGUGUGGAAAAAACGCAUCCUGGACUACGUCGAACGACGGUGUGCGCAAAGCGGGCAGCGGGCACGCUGGGCCGCGAUCUGUGACCGGGCGGAGAAAAUCAUGGGUCGUGGUGGGCCUUGAUGCUGGAGGGAUCUUCGAGGUCUUCGUGAAAAGUCACCGCUACCUUUCCCUACUUAACAAUUACACACGGAGUCCAAGAUAAGAGUGGGUCCAGUGUCACUAUCGUUUCUUUCGGACACUUGGUUUCCUUUUCCGAAUUUCGGCAACGCCAAUCACCAAGCAGUUCCUGUCCUGUCCGCGCCUCCUCAAUGCCCAUGUAUCGACGGAACAAAGCAAAAAACGAGCGACAGGAUAUUGUGUCGGCAGCCGCAGCACGCUUGUCUGAUGUAGAUGUUCGUAGAUGAUGCUGCUCCUGCGUUGGGUCAGGCAGCCUUCCACGCAGUUUUUCAUCUGGUGUCAAAGUGGGAAAUCGUACCGGUAUAGUGCGUCGACGUAGAAGUGCGACUGUCAGCUAUUAAGACAGAAGCAAGCCGUGUAUUUCGUGUUGAG
Amoebophrya sp. A120 is the source of this 6731-nucleotide messenger RNA. NCBI's taxonomy places the organism in Eukaryota, Dinophyceae, Syndiniales, Amoebophryaceae. The record is from the annotation of a GenBank genome assembly.